UAAAUGAAAUUGUGGCCAAAAAGUGUAGAAAUUUAUAAUAAAAGAAAAUUUGGGUGUUAUACGGCAAAGCGUGAAGAAACUGGGCUAAUGCGAAAAAUUGUCCACAUAUACCUAGCUACAUACUCAUAUAUAUGUAAACUAUGAAUGAAAUGUAAAAUUGUGUGUGUGUGGUCAUGUGAAAUUACGGAAGCCUGUCUAAAUUAAAUGUGGUUAUUGAAUAAUAAAAAAAAAUUAACGACACCCGGCCCAGAUAAGUGUUAUCAGCUAAGGGUGUAUAAAAGAAAAGUAUGCGCCACAAGUUGUUGGUAUUACUUUAGUGGCUAAACCAUUUAAGAGUACCCUAAAAUGUGCAAAUAAAGACUUGUUAAUAAUUUAUUAACAGAUUUGGAUGCAAACAGAGUCUUCCCCGGCAGCCACAAAAAAAGAGAAAAAGAAAAGUAAAACUCUAACAACGACCACGUAUUCAAAAAAAUUAGUCAUCUCCCAGUUAACAGUGGAGUAAUAUCGUAGCAAAAAAGAAUACAGGCAGACAGACAACAACUUGUUUGUGUUGUUAUAAUUUCUUGUUGUUGUUUUGCCUAAUGACAAUAAGUGCUGUCAGAUACUUGUUUGUGUUUUGUGUAUUUUUCUCAACACACAUCUGCGGCAAUAGUAAACACAAGACUCCCUCCCCCGUGUGCCCAGCUCUCGUCUCAUUGUGUUACGUUUACGCGCUCUUUGCCAAAUAACAGCAUUGCUCUCUUUCCCCACCGCCUCUCUCAAUAACAGUUUCUUUUUCAAAAUAACCAUCAUCCAUCGCAACCAAACAUGACAAUUGACAAUGAUGUUGUACCUUUGAGAGACUUCGACGAAGAGUCUGAUGGGGAUUCUGAGACAGAACUCAUACGCCACCAUGACGAUAAAUACUCUGCCCAACAGCAACAACAGCAGCGCCACAAACGUGGAGGCCGCCAACAUGACUCUCUGUUCUCACCGCAAACAUAUGGUAACGGCAGCACUCAGAAAAAUUUUCUCAGUCAAAUUUUUUCUGUCGUCGGUGGUGGUUCGUCUUCGCGGCUCGCACGUUCUAAUCCCUCUACCCAGCAAACAAAGUACAACAAUAACAAUAAUCACCAGACAUCGAGACGAGAUAAUUUAGCAUCUUCUACUUCAGCGUCGUCAUUAACGCGUAUCGGCGGUGCGGACGGUGGCGGUAGCAGUCAAAUACGUUUUCGCAAUGAACGUAGCCGUGAACGGUAUUACGCCAAAUCAACGGAUUUCUCGGAUAUAAAUAAUGCGGCCUCAGCCGCCAAAUACACCAACAACAACAACAAUUCGUCGUCCUCUUCGUAUAGUCUAAAUAAUUUCAACGCCUCCGAACGUUUAGAAUCGGGCAUGACGGGCUCAUACAACUACUACAGCGAUACCAUACAAAUGUCCGGCAUGGAAAAUCCAACGAAACCAAAAUCAGCAACCACAACUACCUCCCCAGUUGCAGCGUCGGCCGGUGGUGCAUCCCAUGGUAGUGGGGAUGCUGCUGGUGCGGCAACAACCGUUAAUGGGGUCCUGCAAACCGUUAUCGAUCCGGAUAAUGGUUCAACAACAGUGUUCUAUCAAAAGAAUCGUCGAAAAAGUAAAAGACGUUCCUUUGGCAAUAUGUGUAAAAUGUGUUUGUGUGGCUGCUGGAGAAAAUGGUUUGCCCCACGCGAACUACGAUCUCGUACCGUCCAUUUGGGACGAGCAACAACAGAAAAAUUCCCACCGAAUGAAAUUCGUAAUCAAAAGUACAAUUUCAUAUCGUUCCUGCCUUUGGUACUUUUCGAACAGUUUCGUUUCUUUUUGAAUUUGUAUUUUCUGUUAAUGGCUCUCUCACAAUUUAUACCCGACAUAAGAAUUGGCUAUCCCUAUACCUAUUGGGGACCGCUGGGUUUUGUGCUAACCGUGACAAUAUGUCGUGAGGCUAUCGAUGAUUAUCGCCGACAUCAGAGAGAUCGUGAAGUGAAUUCACAAAAAUAUAAACGACUAAUCAUCAGCGAUACGAGGGGAUAUGAAAUGGUACCCUCGUCGAAAUUGAAAGUGGGUGAUAUGAUUAUUGUGGAGAAAAAUGAAAGGGUACCGGCUGAUUUGGUUUUAUUGCGUACAAGCGAUAAAAGUGGCAGCGUUUUUGUGAGGACCGAUCAAUUAGAUGGUGAAACUGAUUGGAAACUACGCUUGGCCGUACCCUAUACCCAGAAAUUGAAUAAGGAUUCCGAUUUAUUUAACAUUGAUGCCAGUGUUUACAUUGAAAAGCCUCAAAAUGAUAUUCAUUCCUUUAUUGGCAAUUUUUCCAUGACCGAUGGCAGUGAGGACACAGGUUUGAAUGUGGAGAAUACCUUGUGGGCCAAUACCGUGGUGGCUGCUGGCACAGCAACCGGCAUUGUUAUCUAUACUGGCUGUGAAACGAGAAGUGUUAUGAACAACUCUCAACCACGCUCCAAAGUGGGUUUAUUGGAUAUGGAAAUAAAUGGCUUGACUAAGGUACUCUUCUGUGCCGUUUUGGGUCUCUCCCUGGUCAUGAUGAUGCUAAAGGGCUUCAGUGGUCCCUGGUAUCGUUAUAUGUUCCGUUUCGUCUUACUUUUCUCCUACAUCAUACCCAUUAGUUUGAGAGUCAACUUAGACAUGGGUAAGGCCUUCUAUUCAUGGCAAAUGCAGAAUGAUCCUGAAAUCCAAGGCACCGUGGUACGUUCCACAACCAUACCCGAAGAACUGGGCAGAAUAUCCUAUGUUUUGACAGACAAAACCGGUACCCUUACACAAAAUGAAAUGGUCUUUAAGAAAAUCCAUUUGGGUAUUGUUUCGCAUGACAACGAUACAUUCCAUCAUGUAUCGGAAAUAAUAAGCUCUCUGGCACCGACCAUAUUUCGUUCAAGCUCAUCUUCAGAAUCUAGUGCCACCAAACCGACCACAAUCUACAACAAUCGCAUGCGUCGUCCUGAGGGCUGGCGUGAAUGGGAAGCUGUAAAGGCUUUGGCAUUGUGUCACAACGUUACACCCGUUACCGAUGAAGAUGACAAUCGUUCGGUGUCCACUUCGUCCACAUUUACAUCGGGCGGCGGUGGUUCAUCUUCUCCCACAAAAUAUGUGAUCAACAUGGAUGUUGCCUCUUCGACAAAUGAACAUCAAUAUCAGGCUUCUUCGCCCGAUGAAAUUGCCUUGGUUAAGUGGACCGAACAAGUGGGUUUGACCCUGAUUGCUCGUGACAUAACUUCCAUGACAUUGCAGUUGAGAACCCAUAAGAAAUCCUCGGACCAAUAUCAAAGCGAAGACGAUGGCCUUUUACAUUUCCAGAUAUUGCAAAUCUUCCCCUUUACCAGCGAAAGCAAACGUAUGGGCAUUAUUGUAAAGGAUUCACAAACCGGUGAAAUUACAUUCUACUUGAAGGGCGCAGAUGUGGUCAUGCAAUCCAUAGUCCAAUACAAUGAUUGGCUAAGUGAGGAAUCUGGGAAUAUGGCACGUGAAGGUCUCCGGACAUUGGUGGUGGCCAAGAAGGUGCUGAGCGAAGAGCAAUAUAAUGAUUUUGAGACACGUAUAAAUGCGGCCGGUAGCAGCAAAACUGAUCGGGCAGCCAAAGUGGCGGCCGUUGUGGAAUCAUUGGAAAGAGAAAUGGAGCUCCUGUGUUUGACUGGUGUUGAAGAUCGCCUUCAAGAUGGUGUCCGACCAACUUUGGAACUUUUGCGCAAUGCUGGUGUCCGUGUAUGGAUGUUGACGGGCGAUAAAUUAGAGACCGCAUGUUGCAUUGCCAAAUCUUCUCAGUUGAUUGGCCGCAAUCAGGGACUACAUGUUUUAAGACCAGUCAAGACUCGUACCGAUGCCCAUUUGGAGCUAAAUCAAUUUCGCCGCAAACAAGGACAUGCCUUGGUCAUUUCUGGUGAAUCUUUGGAAGUUUGUCUCCAGUACUAUCGUUUGGAGUUCUUGGAAUUGGCCACAGCUUGUCCAGCUGUAGUCUGUUGUCGUUGCAGUCCCACUCAGAAAGCUCAAGUGGUACAACUUAUCCAGAAGCAUACCGGCAAACGUACCUGUGCCAUUGGUGAUGGUGGCAACGAUGUCAGUAUGAUCCAGCAAGCUGAUGCCGGUGUUGGUAUUGAGGGACGUGAGGGUCGUCAAGCCUCUUUGGCUGGUGAUUUUAGUUUGCCUCAAUUUUCUCACAUCGCCAAACUACUGCUGGUUCAUGGUCGUCGUUCGUAUAAACGUUCCGCUGCUCUCUCACAGUUUGUCAUACAUCGUGGCCUAAUUAUUACCACUUUACAAGCUGUAUUCUCGGCAGUUUUCUAUUUGAGUUCAGUGGCUUUGUAUCAAGGUUUCCUUAUGGUGGGUUAUUCUACACUCUACACCAUGUUUCCAGUAUUCUCAUUGGUUCUAGAUCAAGAUAUAACAUCAACCACAGCUGUCACCUAUCCGGAACUCUAUAAAGAUCUGUCGAAGGGUCGCAGUUUGAGUUACAAAACAUUCUUUAUAUGGGUCCUAAUCAGCAUAUAUCAGGGUGGUGUCAUUAUGUAUGGCGCCCUGAUAUUGUUCGAGGAUGAAUUCAUCCAUAUUGUGGCUAUAAGUUUUACAUCGUUGAUUAUGACAGAGCUGAUUAUGGUGGCGUUGACGGUGAGAACAUGGCAUAGACUAAUGGUGCUGGCCGAGCUAUUCAGUUUAGCUUUAUAUUUAAUUUCGCUGUUUGUUUUACAUGAGUAUUUUGAUUGGGAAUUUAUAUCCUCUUACGAUUUCCUGUGGAAGGUCUCGAUUAUCACCCUGGUGUCCUGUUUACCUUUGUAUAUAAUUAAAUUUUUACGCAAGAAAUGUUCACCGCCUUCAUAUUUGAAAUUAACAUAAAUCGGAAAGUGAUGAGUGCUCGUCUAUUUUUUUUUAUAUGCGACGACAAAUUUUACAAGAAAAGGUUUAUUAUUAUUAUUAUUAUUUUUCUUAUUCUAAUUAUAUGAAGUAAUUUUAAUAAUUUUUAAGUAUAACCUAAAUGUAGUGUAUAUCGUAUAUCAUAAAAAAAAAACAAAACUCCCCCUCAAAUUAUAUAGUUUGUUUAUGUUAUUUAUUAAUUUUAAACAAAUUUUGUUAAUCGAUUGUGUUUUUUUUAUUAUUAAAUAUUAUUUAAGCAAGCUUUAAUUUUACUACCAACAACCCAUAAUUGGAAAAAAAUCAAAUCGAAAAUGGAAAAAUCAACAAAGAAGGUGUAGCAAAAAAGGCCUCGACAAAGUUACCCUUAGGAAAUCUCAUUUUUUUACAAAUUUAUAUAUUUUAAUUCAAAACUACAACAGAGAAGUGUUAAAUCAAAUUUAAUACAUUUUCUUUAGUUUGUUGUUUUUUAUGAUUUUGUAAACCAAUUUUUUGUUACAAAUCCCCCGCCCCAAAGCGUUUUUUGCUAUUAACCUUCAACAAAAGAAAGUGAUAAUUAAUUUAGUUUAUCUCAUGUUGCUAAAAAACAAACAAACAUACAACUAAUUAGGAUAUUAAACAAAUUCCAAAAAAAUAUUACAUUAAUACUUCCCCUCCACCACAGCCCUCAGUUUAUGAAAUUCUUGCAUCCUUAUUUCCCCAAACUAUUUUGUGGCUUCUUUGCCACAAAAAUAGAAAUUAAAACACAUCCAAACUAUAAAAAUGCAUUUCUUAUUGUUUAUACAAAAAAAUAUAUAUGUUUUAUUUUGCACAUAUCCUAUGAUUUAUUAUUUUCUUUUUUAAGUUAACUAUUUAACAGAAUAAACCAAAUAUUAUUAAACAACAAAAAAGGACGCCUAAUGUAA
Molecule: messenger RNA, 5756 nt
Organism: Musca domestica (house fly)
Lineage: Eukaryota; Metazoa; Arthropoda; Insecta; Diptera; Muscidae
Product: probable phospholipid-transporting ATPase IIB
Exons: 7
Coding region: 808-4836 (1342 amino acids)
Biological process (GO): endocytosis; phospholipid translocation; retrograde vesicle-mediated transport, Golgi to endoplasmic reticulum
Cellular component (GO): trans-Golgi network; endosome; plasma membrane
Molecular function (GO): ATP binding; magnesium ion binding; ATP hydrolysis activity
Source: RefSeq, a predicted model, not a curated record